CUUAUUUAUUUUUUAUUUAUGUCAAAUAAUUUUUUAUUUUCCAGAAACACUUGAUAGCAAGUCAUCUUGUAGCUAGAAAAGGAGCAGUUUUAGUGACUUUAUCUUCAGACUCUUUGCUGUGCAUCACAUCAAAAACUUUCUUCUAAAUAAACUAUUUAGGAUUUUCUGCAUUUUCAUCUUGGGUUCUCUCAGUAAAGUUGAAAUUGUUUUAUUUCACUAUAGACUUGAUCCAUGACUAGAAUUUCAAAUUAUUAGCGCCAUAUAUAGUUAGCUUGAUCUUUGAUACUGUGAUGUACUACCAUGCACAAUUGUUGUCUUGAUGUUGUUAAUUGAAGGUAUAUUAUAUACUGUAGUUGAACUAUUGAAGUCAUUAUUCCUGCAAUCAUUAGUUGUCUUUGGUCUAGUGAUCAAUAAAUCCCUUUGAAUCCUAUUCUUCAGUGUUGCUGAAUGCCUCCAUAUCUGAAGGAAAUUAUAUAUUACUGAUUAAACCAGCAUUUACUUCACUCCUUUGCAAGGAUAUUUGUAACCUUUAUUGCCUUGGUGUCUUUGGUCAAGUAUUUCCUAUUGUAAGUGGUAUUCCAAGAGGCCUAUUUAGUAUAUUAGGUAUCUAUUUUAUCCAUCAAUUGUCCUUUAUUUAGACUUGUUGUAGUUUAUGUUCUGUUGUGAUGGAAUUUGUUGCUAAUGCUCACUGAGCUGACUGUGCCACUUGUUCAUAUCCUCAUCCGUCCCUUGACGAGUCCUAUUUCUUCAUUAGCUUCAAGUCACCAGAUCAUCAAGAUAAUUUUCAUUCUGUCGUAAAGUUGUUUUCUAUUGAGUUUGAUUGCUCACUUGAUUCUAUGUUGAUAUUUGGUGUAUAAUAGCAUAAGUUUUUGUAUGGAUUAGUGAAGUUUUAUAAGGGAAAGCUGGCAUUGUAGUUGGAUGUGAAUUUUUCAAGGUCUCGAUGGUUCUCUUGUGUUGUAUGCUUGAUGUGACCCAAUUGCUUAUUGAAAGUGUUAUUGAUGUCAACAUUAUCUUGAUAUUCAUAUCUUGCUGUAUUUAAAACACUCAAUAUUAAUAUUAUUAAGGCGUAACAACAACAUAUUGCUCACUCCUUAUAUAUUGUCGAGUCUCAUAUGAUAGGUGAAGAGUGGAAAUAUAAUAAUUCUCUGCUGUAAGCCUCAAGCACAACCAAAAGAAUAUAAUUAUUAUCAAAACUAUAAUUUAAACAGAAAACUAAGUAGACCGCAUGGUCCCGCAUUUCAAAUUGAAAUCAAACCAUUUAAAGCAAGUUUGCUAAGGCAUGACACUUCAUGUGCCAAAUCCUAAUCUGUGAUGUAGUUGAGAGCACACUUCAAGGUAGUGCAAUAAUGACUGCUUAGAGUUGACUCAGAGUUUGGUAUUGCGAUUGAAUCUCUCUUGUUAUUCAUUCCUCGUUGUUAAUUUAAAAAUAUCAGUUUUUUGCUAUGCAGAAAUUUGGCUUAAGCCAUAGAGGUGUCUUCUGUUUUCUUAGCAUUAGUUGUCUUCUGUAAAGAUUAUUGGUAGAGAUAAUCUGAAGGGCUGUAGAAGUAUAAUAAGAGCAUAGCCUUUGUUUUGGCUUAGUUUCAACAAGUUUUGUUAGGUUGAAUUCCAUUUGUUUCUUGGUUGGUGGCUACUUUUUGCAUGGUUAGCAUAAUUUCACCUGGUUGAUGGUCAAGAGUUGGUUGUUGUAGUGAUUGUUUAGCGUUGUAGCCCAGUAAAUAAUUUAAAUAAGCUUGGCAAGGAUGGCAAGCCAAGCAACCCACCAACGCAACUCUGCGACUGACAGCCCUACAAAGAAGCUCCCUGGCACCUCACUUAUACAAGCAAACAGAUCAGGGGUGGCCAGCGUGCUACCUCCUGCUGAGGAUUGUCUGUACACGCAGUACUAUUGCGAAGAGAACGUAUGGCAGCUGUGCGACAGCGUGAGAAGACAUCGGCCUGGGGAACUGUCGCGCUGCCACGUGGUCUUCAUCAGCAACGACGCGCGCUGCGUGCCGCUCUGGAGGCAGCGUGCUGGCAAGACAGAUGACCGACUCGUUACUUGGGACUAUUCUAACAUCUUCACAUGUGUUGCGCCCCAUGAAAAGGACUACCACGUCAUCUUCAUGUACCAGCCUGACGAGCGGUGCCUCGUCUUUGACCUGGACUCUGACCUGCCGUUCCCUACGUACUUCCACAAAUACGUCACCGAGACCCUACGCACGGACCACAUUCUGCACCCUGAGCAUCACAGGUGGUUCCGCGUGCUACCGGCGUUGGUGUAUCUACAGAAGUUCGCCAGCGACAGACGGCACAUGAGGCAUGCGGACGGCAGCUGGCUGCAGCCACCGCCUCCCCACCCUGCCAUCCGCGCACAAGAUGCUGUGCACAACCUGGACGAGUUCAUCAGCAUGGACACGAGCAAGCCUGGCAUCGGCGGCACCGUCUACAACCUCACCGACUUCGUCAGAUGUUUCUUCAAGGCCAAGUGAAGAAAAAACAUCCAUGUGGUUCUCACGAUUUGUUUUUGGGGCGAUAGGGUAAAGUGAUGGAAAAGAUGAAAGUGUUUCUCACGUUCUUUGUUUGGAGGGGGCGAUAGGGUAAAGUGAUGAAAAAGAUGAAAGUGUUUCUCACGUUUUUUGUUUGAAGGCAACAAGGUCACGUGAAGAAAGAACAUCCACGUGUUUCUCACGAUUUGUUUUUGGGGGCGAUAGGGUAAAGUGAUGAAAAAGAUGUGUUUCUCACGUUUUUUGUUCGGAGGCAACAAGGCAAAGUGAAGAAAGAACAUCCACGUGUUUCUCACGAUUUGUUUUUGGGGGCGAUAGGGUGAAGUGAUGAAAAAAAUGUGAUUCUCACGUUUUUUGUUUGGAGGCAACAAGGCAAAGUGUAGGAAAAAGGUCCAUUUGUUUCACCCAAUUCAGUUUGUAGGCGAUCUUGCACGUUUUCCUGUCGAAAUUUCCACCAAUUUUUAUUUUGAGGUGACGCUUAGUUGUCAUGUUUACCUGUAAAAAUCAUGGGCGAAUAACCAUAAUCUUUGUGGCCAAUUGUCAGCCACAAAGUCAGUCAUGCGCUAAUUUUGAAUGUAGUUGGUUUUAUUUCGAUAUUUUUAGAUCAUACAAAAACCGGACCUUUUGAAUGUACCCAUCAGAUGGCGUAGAAGUAAUACGUUAGUACUUCGCGACAGGUAAAGGUUGAAUUUUUCUCGAUGGGAUUCUUAUUCAUUUGGUUUGUCGAGUUUGUUAAGAUUUUCAUGUUCAUUACGGCCCUCAUCCAACAUGUAAUUUGCCUAUUGUUUCUAUAAUUUCAAUAUUGAUUUUAAUAUUAUCAAUAUGAUGAUGUGAACUGAAAGUCAAAUUGCCAAUGAUCAUCUUUAAAUUAACUGAACUAAGCGGUCAACUGAACGCAGCGUAGACGUAGGUAGUGCAGUUAGAAGUUAAUUUUGCAGAGAAUAACUGAAGUGUGAUAUUUGAAUUCUGAACGUAAGUAGUUGGUAACAAUACCCGAGUAAUUAUAUGGAGUGAUCUUGUUAUUGUCUAGUUGUUAUUACGUAUUUCGUAGUAUUUGAAUUUUAAAUUAGAGUUUUUCUCGGAUUUUUAGAACGCCCAACAGGCUCGAAUAAUUAUUUUUCAGUGCGUUAAAUCAAAGUCUUUUUAUCAAAUCUGAGCCGAGGUUCAUCGCUAUUCAUUAAAAUUUUCCAUUUUCUUAUGCAUCAUCACACAUUAAGGCCUAAUAUUUCUUCAAAUUAAUAGUAAGUAGAGCAGGUGAGCAACAACGAGUUUGUUGAAACUUGUUGCAAAUCAUACCGUCGCCGCUAAUUUAUGCGGUAAUUAAGGCGGACAUCAACGCUGGGCGAAACCACUUCUCUGUACACGCAGUCAAAUAAGUGAGACUUUGUCCAAAUAGCUAUGCACUUUUUCCACAUUGUGUCCUGACGCAUUUGGGCCCGACAAAAGGUGUAUCAGUGCUACGUAUGUGUACUAGUGUUCUAUGUAGGAAAAUGUAUCACUAUUUGGACAGUAUGACUCGUUAAUUAUUCUCAGUGUAGGCUUCGUAGAGCCUGUAGCUCUUCGGUUAACCUGUUCUGACAACGGCGUUUUAUUCAAAUGACGCUUCUUCUCUUUAGGCAUUCGCCAAACUUUUCCUUGACCACGUACCCGCUAGGCUAAGCGUGACAUUUUUCUGAUUCUUCUCAUAGUUGUAAGCCGCUUUUCAUUUUUGACAAUUUUAAUAUAUAAAGGUACUUGCCACAUUCUUCUGCAUCCGCAUAUUAUUCGGUCAUUUCUCCUUCUCUAUUUUCCUCAAUCUUUCUAUCAUCUCUCUAUAUCGCAAUACUCGUUUAUCUGCGCAUGUUAUUACCAUAUAUUUUACUGAUGUCUGAAGUAUUACCCACCUCCUAGCGAGUCUCUGUUUAAACCGAACCCUGCCUUACUUGCCAGUAUAUUUCUGAGCAUUGUUUUCUGAUGAAAUUAGAUGAAUGAUAGUAAUCGCUUGCUUAACUGGAGGGAUUUUUAUGACACUCGGGGAGCAUUUGUAAGUCACUUGCAGUUCUCGAGUCGUCGUACAAACGCUGAAUCCUAAACCUGGUAUAUCACUUUAGGAUCCGCAUAACAAAUUCUCAUCACGAUGAGAACAACUAUGGAAACUGGGCAACUUAAUGUGCAUCAUGAAGUAUAUGCGAGACAUCGACGUCACGAUGCUUCUGAAGCACUGCAGUGAAGCAAGACAUCGAUGCUCUUCCGUAAAAUUAAGUUGAUCGACGUCAAAAUGAAGACCCCGAGUAAAAACACAGAAUAGUCAUUUUACAAAUUAGCUUUUCUAUCAAUUUCUUACUGUAUCGCUUUAGAAUUGAGCUAAAUUUCUGUUUGCCGGCAUUUAUGAUAACUUAAGCAGUUCACCGUAGUUUUUAAGACCUGAAUUGUUCAUCAGAUUUUCGCAGCAUGUUCACAAGCGUUCCAUUGUUGCUUCUCUGCGCUGGUAACUUUUAUAAAUCCUCAACGCACAAAUUCAAUGAGACACUGGUAGUUAGUUUCAAGGAAACAGUUUUAGUUUAGAAAAAUAGACCGUAAAAAUAUUAACAUUACUUUAUCUUAAGUUCUCGAGACGAAUUAUUGCGGCUUGUGUCUACGGAUAGCCAUGGGGUAUUGCCAAAGCCAUAGAAGAACCGCGCAUGUUUGCCGUUGUGAACAUAAUAUACAAAAGGAUAAAAAAUAGUUAUUCACAAUAACAUUACAGUCUUGUUAUUAAAGCACCUAAUUAUAUAUAUUAUGCACAUGCAUCUCAAAUUUGGUCAUCUAACUGUUUGGACCGAAUUAUUUUUCUGUUAUUCUGAGCACCAAUUCUCGUUGAUUUCUCACUGGAUUUUUUUUUUGUCGAGCGCUGAUAUUUAUCCGCGUUUAUAACAUUAUAUCUAUUGAGUGCUUGUGAUAUAAUAUAUUAAAUUCUUAUCUCAAUUACUCAAAAAACUUCUCUCCGCAUCUUUUAAUUCCAACUGAGGUUUUGAAUUCCAACUAAAAUUUUUCAUUCUAAUUUAUUUUUUGGCAUUUUUAUUUAGAUGUGCUGAUUAAAGAUUAUAUCCGAUCAAAUUAACAUUAAAAGUAAUUUUUUACUCUUGCAAUGUUAAAAAGUUGUUAUUCUAAUCCAGAUCUUGUAAAAAUCUUGUAAGAUCGUGGCAGUAGUUUUCCGUAUAUUUUACACUCAAGUUUUUUAAGCUUCUCAACUGCAACGAAGGUUAUAAGUUGAUCUUGUUUGUCGCUCGUGGUGAAGUUGAACUCUGCACGAUCUUGUUGAUAGAUAGUUUACAACUCAUAAGAUGUUAAAUUACUUCAAAGAUCUUAAAUUGUUUACUGUAAUAGCGUCAUUAGUAGAGUAACAGGGAACGCUUGUGAUGAAACUUCUCAUAGAAUCGAAGUUAAUGGAGUUUUUUGAAGAAAUAUAAGACGAUUUAAGAUUAUCGUAUUGUGUAUAACCUCGAAAGAACUUUUGUAUCCUAUGCCAAUGUUUCAUCGUCGCAUCUGUUCUAAUUCCUCGGAAUUCCAAGCAUUAGAUUUAGGUAUUCAUGUGUAAUGAUGUCGAUGUGAGUUGUUACGUCGUGUCAGUUAUUUCUGUGAUCCGUUACUGACGCUUCAUUGUACCCUCCGUAAUGCUGCCUGUUAACCUAUCGAAAAGUGGAACUUAUUACAAAUGCUGAUCCGCGCAAGCUCGGUUUGAUUUGAAAAUUAUUUUUGAUCACUGUUAUGUUUUGAGAGUUAUAAAUGUUAGAUAUACAUAUUCCUUUAGCAUUAGCACUUCGAUAUUUUUACUGUAGGUGCGUCAAUAAAUGUAGGUACAAUUUAUUCACAUCACUCAUCGAUUGUUUUCAACUCUUCUUGACUUCCACAAAGCAAUAGGUUAUCUUUGUGAAUUUAUUUCCAAUUAAGGCGCAAUUUUCGUCUUUUAUUCCAGAUACCCGAGUAUCUUGGCCAGGUACUUUAUUUAGUUCAAAAAGUGAAUGCAUUUUUCAGGCAUGCUCCCUUAUUGCUUGUCAUCUUGUUCCUCUGGAGUAAGCGUCCAGCUUACUGCCUGUUGGCAUACUUCUUUGACCUCAGGUUUUUGCAUUUAAUUUUCUUUGAAACUCAAAAAUAGGUUUUGCUAAGUACUUCAACUUUUUGUCAAGCGGAUUGCGCUAAUUCUAGGUUGACGAUGAACACACGUUAUUUCAGAAUAUUUUUCGGACUGAAGCUUCUUGAAGUUUCUCUUUCAUAUAGUUAUGUUAAUUAUGUCCAACAACGUUUACCUCUUUUCUUUUUAACAUUGAAGUUAGGCUGUAAGCCAUAAUUUACCCUACUCGGUAUCAACUUUCAACGAAAUUUCUUCCCAACUGUAUUUAAUAAACUGAUAGUAAGAAUCUGACUCAACUUAGGUUUUAAUCUGAAACGUUGAAGUGUAUUUUUCCCACGAUCUACUAGACACUCGUGCAAGUUGCAAAUUUUCUCUUCUUUGUCUCUGCUUUUUGAGUGCACUUGUGACUUUAUUAAGUAUUACGAUCGUUACAAUAAGGCCGCCAAUUCAGUGAUCCAGCUCUAAACUGAAUCGUGUGUGGUGGAUUUUUUGCUAGAUCUGUCGCCAAAAUCAUUCAAUAGACUAAACAUUAGUUGCAUCGCAUUGUUGCGUUAGCAAUGAGGGUAUCAUGGCCCGACUUGCUACAGUAGAUACAUGAAUGCGACCGAAUUAGCUACUAUGAGAUAAUAUUGAAUUUUUAUAAGAUAGUCGUUUCGUCAUUUAGCUCUUCGGCGGUAGAAUUCUUAUAGGAAUCGCUUUUGUUUUAGCGCCACGUUGGAUACUCAAUUUGUUACUUUAUCUCAAUCGCUGUAUGAUUUCUGUCUUAUCUGAAGAACAGACGGUGCUAAAAUUGUGAUUGACAGCUCUCUAGCACUAUUAUAAUCUUUUGCUAAAUAGAUGAAGUAUUUGUUCACAUUCUUCAAUUUUCAUUUCAUAUUCUAAGUAACUUCUAUGAUAUCCUUCAGCCUAUAACCCUUCAAAUUAAAUAAUACCUCUAUU
Molecule: messenger RNA, 7512 nt
Organism: Hyalella azteca
Lineage: Eukaryota; Metazoa; Arthropoda; Malacostraca; Amphipoda; Hyalellidae
Gene: tun
Product: protein N-terminal glutamine amidohydrolase
Exons: 6
Coding region: 1740-2468 (242 amino acids)
Cellular component (GO): cytosol; nucleus
Molecular function (GO): protein-N-terminal glutamine amidohydrolase activity; protein-N-terminal asparagine amidohydrolase activity
Source: RefSeq, a predicted model, not a curated record